CGCAUUUAGUGUCAACUUCAGAUGUAUCUGAUGCAGUAAUUAUUUUGUGGUGCGGUGCGACAAGAGCAAGAUUUAGAAUACUAUUUAGUGUUUGUACUUUUAUGAUUAUUGUGUAAGGAUGCAGUUUAUUUACUUUAUAAUAACCAUCUAACUAGAAGCAUUUCAUUCACAAUGUCUGACGUGAAGCAAGUGAAAGUUGACAACUGGGGAAUAUAUUUCCUCCAAAGACUAAAGCACUUUUUCAAUAGAACAGAUUACUGCGAUUUAACUCUACAAUUUCAAGAUAAUGCUCAGUUAAAAGUCCACAGACUGGUGUUAAAUGCCUGCACAGAAUAUUUUGAACUAUUAGAGAGAACCUGUGAAAUGUAUGAAGAUUGUCUGGUGAUGCCAGAUGAUUUACAAGCAGAUGUCGUUGUGCCAAUCAUCAACUUCAUGUAUACUGGACAGCUAGAAUUUAAAAUGGAUUCUCUUGAGAAGCUAUACCAAACGUCUCUAGUAAUGAAUAUGCCAGUGUUAACUAAACUUCUUGAGGCUCAUCGAACCAUGCAUGUAAAGACAUCAUCAUCCCAAAGAUAUUCUGGAAUGAAAAUUAAUUCAAAAUCAAAUGAUCUACUAAAAACAUCAAAAUAUUCAAACCAUUCUAGUCUCGGCAAACGAUCAUUUAAUAAAGCAUUUGAUAAUUACAAAACAUACCCUCAAAAAUCUGCAGACACUAACAAGGCAAUCAUGAGCAAUAAAACCUCAGAGGUUAUGAAAAGCAAAUCACAAAACAACAAUAAAAUCAUUUAUAGGGAGAAGAAGUUUAGUGUUCCUAAAAAUACAUCUCCCAAUAACAAUGGGAUCCGUGCUCCAUCUCCCAUUCCACUAGAUAAUGAUUUAUAUACAAAGAAAUUUGUGUUGGGAGGUGCCCGGCCUACAAGAUACGAGUUACCAGAGGAAUUGGAUACAGAUAAUAUAUUUGAAAAUUCAUUUUCAAAGUUAUCUUACACAUCAACACCUUUAAUGGUUCAUCCAGAAACUAGUAAACACUAUUCUAAAAGAUCAAAUAUAUUUACUGAAGCAUCUGGAUUGAGAAAAGGCAAAAAGACAACAGUUGAUAUUGUUGAAUGUAAAAAAAAUUCAAGAAGUGAUAACCUCUUUGAAGAUGAUUGUAUCCAAGCUUGUCCUGAUGAUGAUAUGUUUCAAUCUGCAUACUUAAGUGUAAAAGAUGAAGACAAGGACCCAAACCAAUUGUUUGAUCAAAUGUUAGACAGUAGUGGAGGUCCAAAAGUUACAAUUGAAAGCAAAGAUAAACAAGCAGGUAACUUAGAUCAUGCAAAAAUAAUAAGUGAAGUUUUAAAAAAAUAUCCUCACUUGGUCAAGAGCAAUAAAAAUAUUAAACUUAAAAUUGUGAAUUCCUCAACAAAAACAAAGAAACCCCCACAACCUGAAGAAAAGGCUGAAAUAAAACCGAAACCUGAAGUUGCUUUUUCUUAUGAAACUGAUGUCUUGGAUUCAAAGGAAGCUGCUAAACUAAUUGCUAUGGGAGCAGAAAAUAUUAAAGGGCCAUGGAUAUGCCUCAUCUGUGGUACUCCUGGUAGAGCUCUGAACUUUACUUCGUACUACAAUUUUCGACGGCAUUUGGUUGAAGUGCAUAAUGAAAAACCUGUAUCAACAAUAUGUGAAUAUUGUGGGCUUAGAUCAUACAAGAGAAAUUACUUACUUCAUCAUAUUUAUACAAAACAUGGGGUACCACCACCCCCUCAGUAUAAUUUCCCUAAAUGUAAUCUUUGUGAUUAUGUGGCUCUCACUGAAGCUUUUCUCAUAAAGCACAAAUUAACCCAUACUGACUCAAGAACUUUCCGUUGUCAUGUAUGUACAGCAAGCUUUAACUCGACAAAUCAAUUGCUUCAUCAUAUGCAUAAAACAGGACAUCUGGCUAAAGAGAAAAAUAUGAAUUUCCAAUGUGAAUAUUGCAUGAAGGUAUUCUUAAGAGAAAGUAACUUUUAUGUACACCUGAAAACAAGUCACCGAGAUGUGGCCAUAAGAGAUGGUAUCAUAGAAGAUUCAGAUGAUGAAAGGCAAAUUGAAGUAAAACCUAAAGUAACUCAUGACAUGAAAGCAGAUAUAAAAUAUGAACAUUCAUUUGACAAUGAAUAUGAAGAUAACAGUGUACAAUACCAGGCGCAACCAAAAACAGACGUAAAGACAUCCACUAAGAAAGCACUUAUGCCUACACAGAACGCAAAACAUAAAAUUCUUAAUCCUGGAUUCAGUACGCAUUCUACUAAGCCAGCUAUUAAACAAAAAGUGACUCCUAUCAUUCAUAAUGAAUAUACUCAAGAAAUUGAUAAUCCAUCUCCACAAGCCAAUGAUGAAAACAUUGUUCUUAUUGAUGGGGACGAAUAUGUAAUGAAAGAAAACCAGCUCAUACCCAAGAAAACACUUGAAAAUACGGAAUAUGUAUUAAGUAACAUGCCAUUUGUUGCUGAAAGUGAUCCAAAAUUAACGAAUUUGGAGGCAAGUAUAACACCAACCACAACCAUUGAAUUUGCAAAUUUAGAUAAUACAGAUACAAAUAUACAACAAUCUAAAAUGAUAAUGAAAAAAUCAGCAAAUAUAAAUCAGCCAAUACAAAUAGUAGUAUCAAAUGAAGAAGAAUAUAAAGCUUUAAUGUCUUCAAAUCAUUCAAUUAUAUUUGAUGAUGGUGAUACUAACAAAACAUUAACAGUUUUAACAGCUCCUCAUGCAAAUUCUAUUAAUAAUACAGCUAUAGAAUUACAAAAUUCUCAGCCUGGUGAUAUGAUGAUUAUUCAACAAGAUUAUCCUUUAAAUGUAUCUGAAACUGUUUCUGCAGUUUCAGCCGAUUCCAACUUUGUAGUAGUAUAUAGCCAUGCAGUUGGACAUGAAAGUCCUCCUAAACAAUAUCAAAUCAUUACACCUCCAGAAAUAGGCGCACAAUUUGUACAAGCUUCUGAAGUAAUGACACAAAAUUUUGAAACUGUUACAACUAGUACAUCUAUUCUAAACAAUCAUGUCAUCGAAGCACAAAUAGAAGAAUCAUGGCCACAACAAACAAAUGCUACGACCACUAUUCAAGAAACAGCACUGAAAACUGAUAAUAAAGUCAGUGAAAUUGAAUGCAAAGAAAUUGAUGAAACUAUGGAACAAACUGUAACUGUCCCCAAUACUUCUUUAACAGAACUCCCUGAAAUUCAGUUAUCUUCAACAACUGAAUCAUCUGAAGUUGAUGCUGUUACGUUAGAAACACUGUCUCAUAAUAUUAUUGAAGGAAAUUCUAUUAAUUUAGAAGCACAACACACUGCUAAACAGGUUAUUAUUGAAGAAAUCCAAAACAAUUCAACAGAAGUGAUGGAUAUUGAUAUUGCAACAGAAGUGAUUGCUGAUAAACAAGUGGUCACUGAAGUAGUUGAUCAAAUUGAAACUGAAGAAUUACCGCAAUCAUCUGAUGUGUCACAAGAUGAACACUGUACAGUUCAUGAUACAUCCAAUGUAUUUGUUGAAUCACAAAAUACACAAGAAAUUGUAGAACAAACAAAGGAAAGUGAUGAAAAUAUCAAACAUAACACUACAAAUAACACUGAAGAGGUUCAAAUGGAAGAACUUCAUGAUACAGUUCAACCUACUAAUACCGAAUCUAUAUCAGCCCCAAAAGUAGUUGAACAGAUUCAAAAUAUAACCUCAGAGUGGUCAGAAGAUGAAUAUGAUUUGGUUACAGAAGCACCUGUGAAAGAAAUAAAAAAUCCAGAAGCAGAAAUAGAAGCUCAAGUCACUGAAGAAUCUGAAGUUGAAGAAUCUAUUGAAAAUAUACAACAAGAAAUGCAAAAACAACUUUCUCAUAUUGAUGAAAUGCCAGUAAGUGAAGAGAAUAUUGACUCAAAUGAAAAACACUUAGAUUCUAUUAAUCCAGAAUCUCCUAAACAAAAUGAAGAAACAAAUACAAAUAUGGAUACCAAUCAAGUGAAAAUUACUUCCCUUUUAAAUGAUUGGGAAGACAAUGAUUCACAAGAAGAAAAUGUGUCUACUAAUAAAAAUGAUAAUGUAGUUCAGACAUCCGUCAUUGAGAAUGAAGUUCAAACAACAAUCAACCAAAACGAAACUAAUGAUGAUGUUAUGGUAAAUAAAAAAUCUGAAGAAAACGAAUCUAAACCAGAUGAUAAUAUAAAAAGCUUAGUUAGUGAUUGGGAUGAUGAAGAUGAGGAAACCAAGGAAUGAAGUAGAUAUUAAGACAACUUUCACAAUUGAAUUUUUUCACUGUGUAUAUAUUGAUAGAACUCGAAAAUGUCUGUACAGAUAAUUUUAAUUUUAAUG
Messenger RNA from Diatraea saccharalis (sugarcane borer), 4311 nucleotides. The record is from the annotation of a GenBank genome assembly. Lineage: Eukaryota; Metazoa; Arthropoda; Insecta; Lepidoptera; Crambidae.